Messenger RNA from Hypomesus transpacificus, 1981 nucleotides. RefSeq names its product CCR4-NOT transcription complex, subunit 11 (gene cnot11). Gene Ontology annotation, cellular component: CCR4-NOT complex. The record is from RefSeq and is a predicted model, not a curated record. The transcript is spliced from 7 exons. The coding region runs from base 303 to 1640 and encodes 445 amino acids. NCBI's taxonomy places the organism in Eukaryota, Metazoa, Chordata, Actinopteri, Osmeriformes, Osmeridae. Gene Ontology annotation, biological process: negative regulation of translation; mRNA catabolic process.
CGGCGAGUUCAAACAACGACGAGCCAAUGUUGUGAAUGAAGUAGAAACUGAUGGACAUGACAGCGGUGAAAGACAACUUUCUUCAUUUUGCACGAAUACCUUUAUUCUAAAUGAAGGCCUAAUAGUUCAGUAAGGUUGUUAUGUAAGCCUUUAUUAGGUUGAUGUAUUUUUUGAUAGGCUAUAUAAUUUGAUUUAAUCAUGACUUCACAUGCUAGCUAGCUAGCUAGCUAGCUAUCGUUAGCUAGCUAACUAGCGCGAGCAAAGAGCAUUUUCUAGCUAGCUUGUCAAAAAUUUCAACAAAUAUGACGCUCGCCCCGAAAGAGCUCUCCAAUCUGUUGGGCAUCAUAUCCGAAGAGGCAUGCACCAACACUUUUGAAAGUCUCUCAACUGCCUUCCAUCAUUAUUUCGGAAAGACCGAACAUUUCCGAGUCGGCUCGGUUUUGGUGAUGCUACUUCAACAGCCUGACCUUCUGCCCAGCUCUCCUCAGCGCCUGACUGCUCUCUACCUGCUAUGGGAGAUGUACCGCACCGAGCCUCUUGCAGCCAACCCAUUCGCUGCUGUCUUUGCUCACUUGCUGAACCCUACAUCUGCUGGAGAGGAGCAAGAGGAACCUCUGUCCGGAUUUCUGCCGCCCAUCACUCAACCAGAGAAGUUUUUCCUGUCCCAGCUAAUGUUGGCUCCUCCCAGAGAGCUGUUCAAGAAGACGCCUAGACAGGUAUCCUGCAUGGACGUAGGGAACAUGCCUCAGUCCAUAGACAUCAGCGGACUUCAGCUGGCUUUGGCAGAGCGCCAGUCAGAACUGCCCACUCAGAGCAAGGCCAGCUUUCCCAGCAUUCUCAACGACCCCGACCCUGAUUCAUCCAACUCUGGAUUUGACAGUUCAGUGGCCAAUCAGAUCACAGAGUCUCUGGUGACAGGGCCCCGCCCUCCCCUGGAGAGUCACUUCCGCCCAGAGUUCAUCCGGCCGCCCCCUCCACUGCACGUGUGCGAGGACGAGCUGGCGUGGCUGAACCCCACGGAGCCCGACCACAGCAUCCAGUGGGACCGCUCCAUGUGUGUGAAGAACAGCACGGGUGUGGAGAUCAAACGCAUCAUGUCCAAGGCCUUCAAGAGCCCGCUGUCAGCCCAGCAGCAGUCCCAGCUUCUGGGGGAGCUGGAGAAGGACCUGAAGCUAGUGUACCACAUCGGCCUGACCCCCGCCAAGCUGCCAGACCUGGUGGAGAACAACCCCCUGGUGGCCAUCGAGAUGCUGCUGAAGCUGAUGCAGUCCAGCCAGAUCACAGAGUACUUCUCUGUGCUGGUCAACAUGGACAUGUCCCUGCACUCCAUGGAAGUGGUCAACAGGCUGACUACUGCAGUUGACCUCCCGCCUGAGUUCAUCCACCUGUACAUCUCCAACUGCAUCUCCACCUGUGAACAGAUAAAGGACAAGUACAUGCAGAACCGUCUGGUUCGUCUGGUCUGUGUGUUCCUUCAGUCUCUGAUCCGGAACAAGAUCAUCAACGUCCAGGACCUGUUCAUCGAGGUCCAGGCCUUCUGCAUCGAGUUCAGCCGCAUACGAGAGGCCGCUGGCCUCUUCCGGCUCCUCAAGACCCUGGACACGGGGGAAAACCCCCCAGAGGCCAAGCCUGCCAAAUAAUGGUCUACUGCAGGGUUUCAUAGAUAUGUGGCAGUGGCUCAACCUGCCAAAUAAAGCCUGCUCCCAUAGAGAGAAAGCUAACAAGAGGAAAUAGCGCCCCCUCCUCUCUCUCUAUCUCUACUCACACAGAAGCUGUUCCAAGGCUGAAUAUAUACCCAGACAGUAUUCACUCUCUCUAGACCCUGUCUGAAGUCUUGUUCUGAACUCUGAAGUUUUUUUUCUCUUUUCUGGGAGAAAAAAGGAUGGACAUAUUUUGAAAUGGAAUUUUGAACAAGUGUUUUUUUCCUCCUUUUGCAGAUGGAUGCUUGUCCGUUUUGUUUCAUUAAAACAUGUUAAAAUUU